Osmerus eperlanus (European smelt) is the source of this 1847-nucleotide messenger RNA. RefSeq names its product ST8 alpha-N-acetyl-neuraminide alpha-2,8-sialyltransferase 2 (gene st8sia2). Bases 367 to 1536 code for a protein of 389 amino acids. Gene Ontology annotation, biological process: N-glycan processing; oligosaccharide metabolic process. Lineage: Eukaryota; Metazoa; Chordata; Actinopteri; Osmeriformes; Osmeridae. The transcript has 6 exons. The record is from RefSeq and is a predicted model, not a curated record. Gene Ontology annotation, molecular function: alpha-N-acetylneuraminate alpha-2,8-sialyltransferase activity.
UUGUUGCAGAUCAGAAGAAGGAGAGCUGUGAGGAACAGAUUUGAAGUGCUGUAGCUUUAAAAUCCAAUUCUUCAACAUAGGCUGCUGCUUCCACGACAAUGUCAAUGUAGAUGGUCAGGCACUAGCUUUGAAAGUUUGACUGGGGAAUAGAGGUGCGAACCGGAACAGUGUCGCGGCUGGAGGGACAAAGAGGAAUGGGGCAUUGAGACCAAAUGAUAUGUUCGUUGACCAAGAUAUUGUUGAAUACGAUAAUAAACGCGUCGGCGAUUGAUAGUAGCUCAAAGAUGUGCCAUCGACUCGUAGUCCUCAGAGUGAAGCUAUAGAAUAGCUUGAACUAUUAGCUGCAGGUAGUUCUGAAAAACAGCCAUGCUGUUAGAAUAUCGCACAUUGAUGUUCGGAAUUGUAUCUUUGCUGGUAUUGUUUUUAAUCUUCGCGGAUAUUUCUGAAUUGGAGGAAGAAAUUGCGAACAUUGGAGGUUCAAGAAAAUUCUACUGGCCCAGCAGCAUACCCCAGCCCAACAGAAUUACAGCAGUGAAGAUCAACGCAACACCGUUAGCCAGUGAAAGCAAGGAUACCAUCAGUAUUCCUCCUUCAAGCUGCAGUAAUACAACCAAGCUCUCUCUAGAUAACUGGACCUUCAACAAGACCCUUUCAAGAAUAAUCAGGAAAAACAUAUUGAAAUUCUUUGAUCCCGAGAGGGAUAUCUCCAUUCUGAAGGGCACUCUGAAGCCAGGAGAUGUCAUCCACUAUGUGUUCGACCGACAGAGCACUACAAACAUAUCAGAGAACCUAUACCAACUGCUCCCCACUGCGUCCCCCAUGAAGAACCAGCACCACCAUCGGUGUGCCAUUGUGGGGAAUUCUGGAAUCCUGCUGAACAGCAGCUGCGGCCCAGAAAUUGACUCUCAUGACUUUGUCAUCAGAUGUAACCUGGCCCCAGUGGAUGAGUUUGCUGGGGACGUAGGGCUGCACACCCACCUGGUCACCAUGAACCCCUCGGUUGUCCAGAGGGCCUUCCAGGACCUGGCUGAUGAGGAUGGUAGGGAGCGGUUCCUGCACAGGCUCAAGGGCCUCAGUGGCAGUGUCCUGUGGAUUCCGGCCUUCAUGGCCAAAGGUGGAGAGAAGCGUGUGGAGUGGGCUAUCCGACUCAUUCUCCUGCACACUGUGGAUGUGCGCACUGCAUUCCCCUCCCUGCGUCUGCUGCAUGCUGUCAGAGGGUAUUGGCUGACUAACAAUGUCCAGAUUAAGAGGCCAACCACUGGUCUGCUGAUGUAUACUAUGGCCACUCGUUUCUGUGAAGAGAUACAUCUCUAUGGCUUCUGGCCCUUCGCUCGUGACCCACAUGGAAAACCAGUAAAGUACCACUACUACGACACUCUUACCUAUGAGUACACAUCCCACUCCAGUCCACACACCAUGCCACUAGAGUUCAGGACCCUGAACACUCUCCACAGGCAGGGGGCGCUGAGGCUCCACACUGGUGCUUGUGAAGCAAGAAGGGAACAGCAGAAAGCUCAACAAGGAGUGUCACCAUGAUGGUGUUCUCUCAGCUUUUGGGGAAAUUCUGUCUAACUGAUCAUGUUCUUUGGUCUCAGAAGAAAGUGACUCUGAACAGCACUUCAGUGAAUCUGUGAAUUGUAGUUAUUACUGUGUAUAAUGUAUAAUGUAACUUUUUAGCUUCAUAAAAUGAUUGAACAAAUUAUUCUUUCACCAUUUCCAACAAAACUGUGUUUAGGAGAGCUGUAAAGGCCGCUCCAGUGUUGAGAGAUUUUGACAUAGCAGUUGAUUGAUACCAAGUUGCAAAAAAUAGGUGCCUAUGAUAAAGGACAACAGCCCACACCAUGCAG